Molecule: messenger RNA, 678 nt
Organism: Hibiscus syriacus
Lineage: Eukaryota; Viridiplantae; Streptophyta; Magnoliopsida; Malvales; Malvaceae
Product: GATA transcription factor 5-like
Exons: 1
Coding region: 1-678 (225 amino acids)
Source: RefSeq, a predicted model, not a curated record
AUGGAACACUGCAUGGAACUGAGAGCACUGAAAUCGAGUGUAAGAGGAGAACUAACCAUGCAAAACAAAAAAAAAAAAAACCAACAACAUAUUGUUUUUGAUGAUUUCUUGGUCAUGAAUGCUAUCAACGACGGCGCCGUUCCCAACGAAGAUUUCUUCGUUGACUGUUCCCUUGAUUUCAAUAACGGAGAGUUUGAAGAAGAUUCCGUUGAACAAAAAGACUACGCCCCUGGUUCGUAUCAAGAACGUGUAGCAGACGAUGAUUGUAAUUCAAAUUCAAGCAGUUUUACCCUCGAUUCCAUCUUUACCAGCGAACUUUCUGUUCCGAAUGAUGAAAUAGAAGGGCUUGAAUGGGUGUCUCACUUUGUGGAUGAUUCAUUGCCGGAGCUUCCUUUUCCAUGCAUGGUUUUUAGGCAGCAAACCGAGAACAGUGAAAAUACUUGGUUUGAAGCGGAACCUGGCCCGGUUUUUGUGAAAACGCGAUGUUUUUUAUUGUCAAUUCCAUCUAAAGCGAGGAGCAAAAGGGCUAAACCGGCUUUCCUAACAUGGUCGGUUGGGUCACUGCCUAUUUUCGAGUCAUCGGCUUCGAGUAUUUGUUCGGGGUUGGUUAACGAUUUGGCGGAACCGCCAACAAAGAGGCAAAAGGAAACCCCUGUGACAAUUCGGCAGCAUCUCUGA